Molecule: messenger RNA, 2853 nt
Organism: Fusarium venenatum
Lineage: Eukaryota; Fungi; Ascomycota; Sordariomycetes; Hypocreales; Nectriaceae
Source: RefSeq, a predicted model, not a curated record
AUGCCUCGCGCUCCAGGUUCGAGUAAGCGACAGCAAGGCGCCGCCAGUCACCGCGACAAUCGCCAUGAGAAUGGGCUUGUAGGUCCUGCCAAGCGUUCCAACGACAAAAAGGGCUCAGGACAGCUCGACAACUCUGCCCGACGAUCUGACCAAGGUGCUUCCGGCGCCCCUGGACAGUCAACGCCCGUCAACGGUCACGCCAGCAGCCCGUACAAGCAGUGUGUCUAUGAUGCAACCAACGACACCCCUAACGACGACCACCGACGCUCCUCUCUUGACGCUGUCUCCGAGAUGUCCUCCGAUUCAUCCACCACCACUGGCCCCAGUGGUGUCGACUCUAGCCACCGCCAGAUCGACGUCAAUGCCAUGAAGAACGCUGAUGUCCAUCGUGACUCGGGCCCGUUUGACCUCGCAACCACUGUCCUAAAGUCGCUUCCUAUGCAGGACACGCUCGCUAUUCUCAUCAUUCUUAUGCAUGUUCCAUCGCUCUCACUUACCGUUAUUUACACCAUCUUUACAUUCCUUACCUUUGUCCCUCCUGUCACGACCAGUUCCGGCAUGAACAUUAACUUGGCCGAGAUUUUUGAUGGCAACUCGACUAUGCCCUCUCUUGUGACAGUUUUAUGCGUCGACUUUUUUUUCCUUCUGAUAUGGCUCUUUCUGUGGGGUCCAAUCCAGGACGCUAUCUUGGAUUUUGCUAAGCCAGUCAUUGCUAUUACUUUGGGAGGGGGAACGAGCGCAAGAGACGGGACUUCCAGGGGACUCACCACAUGCUUCACGUGGGUUAUAGGCCAUCAUCUGCUCCGAGGGACCAAAAACCAUUGGGGUCGUGUGGCUCGCCAUAUACCUGAGCACUGGCGGGUGCCCAAUAUUUUCAGCAGUUCACUCGAAGCUACCUCCAGCACAUAUGAUAAAAUGAGUGCCUAUGGAUGGGUCAGAAGUGUUCUAGCUAUACAUAUCCUGACCCAAGGCAUCGUACGAUACAUCCGGGAAUGGUAUUUAAGGCGUGAAAAGGCCAAUUCUUCCGUUGGUGCCAGUGAUCCGGAGGCCGGAAAGCCACCCAGUGUGGCUGGCGACACGACCAAUGAAGGGGGGUUUUCAACGCCUGAUACCGAAAUAGGGACAUCGUCGACGUCCACGGCACCUACAACCAAAAAAAGAAGAAAGCAAAGCACUCAAGUUCGUCUUCAGCAACCGCUAUGGGCAGCAUUGGCGAGCACCAAGAUUGUGGUGGUGAAGGAGUAUGAGUUGUCCCAUGCAGCUUCAGAGUCAGCUGGGACAAAUGCUACCGACAUUCACAAUCUUGGCAAUGCCCCAUUCAACAACCAACCCAAUCAAAUUUGGAUUUCCUAUAUUGGUAGCGAUGAAGUAUGUUUUAACACCAGCUAUUUUCCCGAAAUCGACGACGACGAGACACGCUCGGUUGAAUCCUCCGGCGAGGACUCAAGACCCGCCAACAUCGACACCUCAAAGCCAUUCUACGUCAGAGUCAACAACGCUGUUUGGCAGCCCACACGCAUGUUUCCAAUCGAGGAGUCUCCUGAGGAUUCUCACGAAGGCAUGCGCUGGACAGGCGAUAUCUAUGGGCUCAGGCCCGCAUCCAAAUAUGUCUGUGAAUUUCUUGAUAGCCAAACUGAUGAGGUUCUGUUCUCAACCAGUAUCAGAACUAUACAGGCCACUCAACGCGAGACGGAUGGCGUCCCGCCUCCUGUGACUAAUGCCCAGCGCUCUCUUCAUCCAGACUCGCCUGCCACGACAUUGAGAACAUCGAUUGCCGCGGUCGAGGCUAAGCUCAGUGAAGAGAAGUCCCGCCUCAAGACUCUGCGAAAGGAAUACAAGAACCGCGCCAACGCCCUGCGAAAGGACAAUGAGUUGACGGACAAUCAGCUCUCCUCGGCUGGAAACCAUGACGAAAAGUAUCGACAAAAGAUUCGUCAGCAAGAAACCCAGAAAGCCCAAGCAGAACGUGACACCCAGCAACUUACUGAACAACUCAAGAACUUUGACACCGCUCCUGAACUCGCCGAACGAAAAAAGAAGGUUGAGAAGCAGUUCAGCAGUGAGAAGAAGGUUUUCGAGGCAGCGCAAAAGGCCUUCAAGGAGUACAAGGCUGGACUGGAGAAGGAAAUCAAAGCCAAGGAAGUUGAGAAGUCAAACCUCAACACCCGUCGAAAUAAGGUCGCCACGCGUAUUGCCAAGGUUGAGAACGAACUUGCCAACAUCAAUGAUGCGAACAACCGUGGUCUGGACGAGGCGGAACGGCGUAACCAACAGCGUUCUCACUGGCAAGGUCAUGUCGCCGGCAUCGAAGCUAACUACAACGAGCGACUGGCCCACGUCCGUGCCGACAAUGCUGGUAAGAGCGAGGAGAUCCGGCACUUUCAAAUGCAGUUGAUGAGUAUGCACGAGUUUAUGACCUCGGGUAAUGGCAUGUCAUACGAAAUGAUGCCGCCUCUCGACGCUGGCCACUCACAGCUUGGACCGCCUUUCCAGCCUGCGACUUCGAGUACCUGGAAUCCUGAUCCUACGGUUCCUCCUCACUACCCAACCGGUCUCUGGUCCGCUUCUGACAACAUGCUUCCUUCGGCAUCGGCUCCCACGCUUCCGUCCCUGUCCCCUUGGCAGCCUCCCCCAACUGCCCCACCAUUUGAGCCGCGCAUGAACCGCUCGCGUGGACGCAGUUCAAGUAUGCUCAGUAACAUUAGCGGCUUCACGCAGUCGAGCGGCGAGGAAUAUGCAUCACCCCCCAUGGACUCUUACCGGGUCAAGCACAUCUGGGCGAGUCGAACCAAAGCCAGCGGUGGCGGUAGCAGCGGCAGCGGCAGCAAUGGUGACCCGACAAGCCCCAGAUGA